AUGAGACCUUUUUGGGGACAUUUGCUGUAUUAUCCAUCUGCCGAAGCAUACAGAAACUCGCGGAAUUACUUCUCUACCGUCAGCAGCAUGCUGGGACACCUCGUAAGACGCAUCCAUAUUGCACGCGCAUGCAACACGCAACAUAAUGUUAGACUUCAGCUGUUCUCAAAAGAACACUGUGGUCUGUGUGACAAUGCGAAGGUAGCUGUGGCUAAUUUGCUGAAGAGACCUGAAUACCAAGGUCUGGAAGUUGAUACCAUUGAUAUAACCCUCCCCGAGAAUAAGACUUGGUGGGAUAAGUACUGUCUUGAUGUUCCCGUUCUACAUGUAGAGAAUAAGAAAGACUCCGGCCGGAUGAAGAAGAUCUUCCAUAGAGUCCAAGAAGAACAACUAAUUAAAACAAUAAAGGAUAUUGAAAAUUAA
This is a messenger RNA of Eremothecium gossypii ATCC 10895, 423 nucleotides long. RefSeq names its product Mgp12p (gene MGP12). The coding region runs from base 1 to 423 and encodes 140 amino acids. The transcript has a single exon. The record is from RefSeq and is marked provisional. NCBI's taxonomy places the organism in Eukaryota, Fungi, Ascomycota, Saccharomycetes, Saccharomycetales, Saccharomycetaceae.